Coregonus clupeaformis (lake whitefish) is the source of this 2200-nucleotide messenger RNA. RefSeq lists its product as uncharacterized. The record is from RefSeq and is a predicted model, not a curated record. Bases 1455 to 2147 code for a protein of 230 amino acids. The transcript is spliced from 5 exons. NCBI's taxonomy places the organism in Eukaryota, Metazoa, Chordata, Actinopteri, Salmoniformes, Salmonidae.
GAUAGAACACGUCUUCGUUGUGGCUGUCUGACGCUGUUCAGCCAUUUUGGGUAGGUUGUUCGACGACGAGCUGCUAGCUACCACACGACAACACCAGGCCGAAUACUUCAACCGAACAAAAGCCGUUUUACAAAAAACAUCGUUAAAUAUGGGUCCACCAGGAGACAACCCACGUCAUGUGUCCUCUGAAAGAACGGAGGAUUUCAGUUGGUUUGUCAAUUUAUCUUGACAUGGCAUGCAGGUUAGUUGGUGGUUGUGACGACUGAAGAAAACCACGAAAAACAAGCGCAGAUAGCUAGUUAAUACCUCAACUUCAGUGCGUGAAAGAGAUUUUGAACACGUUUGUUGUUGGCUGUAAAAAAUCUAGUUGGUUCUCUCGACGGGAAUCCUAAACAUCAUGAUGAUAUUGAAGCAAAAUGUCAUUUAAAAUGCAGAGAGACAACAGUUAAGAUAGCCAGUCAACCGGACAAGUCAUUCGACAUUAAAUACCAAGCAAGCCAGACAGAACUCGGCUUAAAUGUAAAACGAAAGAUGACUGUCAGCUAGUUAGUUAACUAACCGCACGACAUAGGCCUCAAUUACGUCAAGUAGUAAAAAGAUGUAGCUAGCUAGUUGGCCCACUAACUAGUUAGUGUUGAAGUGUAUGCUGCUUAGCCUAGCUAGCUCAUGUUAGCUAGUCAGCUAAAAUACUCCGUCACUAUGAGUAUCGACAAUGGAAGUAAACAAGGCCGCGGGCCAGUUCAAUGGCAGUAAGCCCCGAGAUGUCAAGCUACGCUGUAAACUUUAACGUUGUAACUUGGUGCCAACAUCUUCUGGCAUCCACAUUUACUUGCCAUGAUGGUUUUCUAUACCCCCAGUCAUUCAGCAGCACUUUCAUAACGCGGUCUCUGCAGAGAAAUACACAAACGGCGUCAGUCAUGGACGAAGCUUUGAGUUUGAGAAGACACGAAUAGAAUUGUCUGCUUUUUAGUUUGUGUAAUAAUCUUCUAUUUCACUAGCGAGAAUUAGUGUCGGUAUGGGUUUUGGAAAUGGCUAUCCUUUCUGUUAGCAGUUGUCAGUAACAUAAAGAAAAAGUGCACCUAAAUGCGAUUUGCUCAUUUGUUUUCACUAGGCCAAUGAUGUGUUGAAUUAAAGUUCCUUUGGCCUGUAUUCGAAUGUCAUACUUUUAAUCACAUGGCUUCUUGAGUAAUUAAUAAAACAAAUGUAGCCAAAUAUUGAUUAAGAACCCCCCUCCUGAGCAUAUCCAUUUAAAUACAUUUAAAAUGACAUAGCUUGAUAUUUCAUUUGUUUCCUCCUUCAGUUAGUUAUUUCGAAAGAGCUAGUGUAGAAUAAUUAGAUUUCUCGUUUCUGUAAAGGGUAGCUAACUAGCUACAUUUCUCUCAAGUAAAUAGACAACUCGAAAGUAUAGUCAAAAUAUUCUGUAAAAGAGAAGACACUAGCACCAAAAUCUAAUAAUGGGGGACCCAACCUGGAGAAGAAACCAAACUAGAGAUAGACUCCGUGCUCAGAUUCGAAAGAAAAGGGAAUCUUUGGCUGACCAGUUUGACUUCAAGAUCUACGUAGCCUUUGUGUUCAAAGACAAGAAGAAGAAGUCUGCACUGUUUGAGGUAGCUGAAGUGGUACCAGUGAUGACCAACAACUAUGAAGAGACUAUCCUGAAAGGUGUGCAGGAUUCCAGCUACUCCCUCCAGAGUUCCAUAGAACUAAUGCAAAAAGAUGUUGUGCAGUUACAUGCCCCACGCUACCAGUCAAUGCGCAGGGAUGUCAUAGGGUGCACCCAGGAGAUGGACUUCAUCCUGUGGCCGCGCAACGACAUAGAGAAGAUAGUCUGUCUCCUGUUCUCCAGAUGGAAGGGGGCCGAGGACGAACCCUUCAGGCCUGUUCAGGCCAAGUUUGAGUUUCAUCAUGGAGACUACGAGAAGCAGUUGUUGCAUGCUGUCGGCCGGAGGGACAAGGCUGGAAUGGUUCUGAACAACCCCACUCAGUCCGUUUUCCUCUUUAUGGACCGACAGCACUUACAGACUCCUAAAACCAAGGCCACCGUUGUCAAGUUGUGCAGCCUUUGCCUCUACCUGCCCCAGGACCAGCUAACGUGCUGGGGCGUUGGCGACAUCGAGGACCAUCUCCGCCCGUACAUGCCUGACUAGGGCCAGCCUGCCUCCAUGGCUUCCACCCACAACACAGAAGACUAACCCCCCAA